GAGUUCCAGUGACGUAGAGCGCAGUUUGGGAGGAGAGAGAAGUUGCAUGUGGUUCCUGACUUGAGGACGCACUCAGUGAGACACAGACACAGACAGACACGCACAGGCUGGGGUACAGGGCUGGCCAGGCCUCGCGGCAGACAUGGGGAAGAAGCUGAAGGUGGGGAAGACCCGCAAAGAUAAAUUCUACCAUCUGGCCAAGGAGACAGGUUACCGCUCCCGGUCGGCAUUCAAGUUGAUCCAGCUGAACCGCAAGUUCCAGUUCCUGCAGCGUGCCCGCGCUCUCCUGGACCUCUGCGCCGCCCCGGGGGGAUGGCUCCAAGUUGCAGCCAACUUCAUGCCUGUUUCCAGCCUGGUCAUUGGUGUUGAUCUUGUCCCCAUCAAACCGAUUCCCAAUGUUGUGACUCUGCAAGAGGAUAUCACUACAGAAAAAUGUCGCCAGGCCCUGCGGAAGGAACUGCAGACCUGGAAGGUCGACGUGGUGCUGAAUGAUGGGGCUCCUAACGUGGGGGCCAACUGGCUGCACGACGCCUAUUCCCAGGCCCACCUGACCCUGAUGGCUCUGAAACUGGCUUGUGAGUUCCUCAACAAGGGUGGCUACUUUAUCACCAAGGUUUUCCGCUCGAAGGAUUACCAGCCCCUCCUCUGGAUCCUGCAGCAGUUCUUCCGGAAGGUUCAGGCCACGAAGCCCCAGGCCUCCAGGAACGAGUCGGCUGAGAUCUUCGUUGUGUGCCAAGGCUACGUUGCUCCAGAUAAAAUCGACCACAAGUUCUUUGACCCCAAACACGCGUUCAAAGAGGUGGAGGUCCAGGCCAAGACCAUUCGUGACCUGGUGACUGUGAAGAAGCCAAAGGCGGAGGGAUAUGCGGAAGGCGACUAUACCUUAUACCACCGCUUCACGCUGAUGGAGUUCGUCAAGGCCCAGAAUCCAGUCGAUUUCCUGGACAAAGCCAGUGAGAUCACCAUUGAUGAUCCCGAACUGGAGAAGCAUGCAGCCACCACCCAGGAAAUCCUGGAAUGCUGCAAGGACGUCCGUGUGCUCGGUCGCAAGGAGCUGAGGCUGUUGCUGAACUGGAGGACCAAACUGAGACGUCAUCUGGCCAAGAAACUGAAGGAGCAAGCGAAGGAGCUGGGCGAGGAGUUCAGCCUGAGCUCGGAGGACGAGAGCGAAGCGGAGAAGGACGUCCCAGAGCAGCGGGAGCAGGAGGGUGACGAGGGAACGGAGGAUGAGGAGCAAAUGGAGCAACAGUUGACUCUGCUGAAGGCCGAGGAGGUGGCAGAGCUGAAGAGGAAGAAGAAGAAAGUUCUGAAGGAGCGGAGGAAGCAGAGGGAAAGGAUUGAGCUGAAGAUGGACCUACCCGGUGUCUCCAUCGCUGACGACGCUGAGGUCUGCCUCUUCUCCCUGAAAGCCAUCAACCACAAAAAGCUGAAGGAGAUUGAACAGGGUGACAUGAAGAUGGCAGACAAGGCCCUGGAGGAGGGGCUGCUCGACCAGGACGGUAUCAACCUCUCAGACCCGGAGAUGGUGGACAAUGUCUCGUUGGCCAGUGACCUCGACUCGUCUGACUUUGAGGAUGUCAAAGAACGCGAGCAGCAGCUGAACAAGAAAAAGAAGAUGCCACGCAAAAGGCCGCAGGCCCCCCAAGCUGCAGUUGGCCAGGCCCCAGAGCUGGACGAAGAGGAGGGGAACUCUCUGCUAGUGGAGCUGGAAUCUAAGGCCGUUCGACAGGAACGCCAGGCUGACCUGUGGUUUGGGAAGGACAUCUUUGCUGGUCUCGAAACAGACGCUGAUGAGGCCAUCGAGAUUAAACAGACCAAGAAGCUAUACAUGGAGCAAGGCAGGGUCCUGGCCGACGAGGUGGGGAGAGAGGACGAUCAACAGAACAAACCCCACACAGUGGCGGAGGGCGAACAACAGAAAACGGCCAAGGAAGGGCCAACUCAAGGAGAGAAGGAAUCCGAGGAGGACAGUUCCAGUGACGAGAGUGACAUUCGGGCGAUGAAACGGGUAGGAAGCGAAGGAAACAAGCAGACCCUGGAUGAAACCGACACGUUUGAAGUGGUGGAGGUGGAGAAGUCAAUGAAGAGGGCUCAGGUGCUGGACCCUGAAGGACUUGCACUUGGAGCCUCCAUUGCCACCUCAAAAAAAAGAACUCGUGAUUUAAUCGAUGAUUCAUUUAAUAGGUACACCUUCGACGAGGAGCAGGACGAGCUGCCCGAUUGGUUCGUGGAGAACGAGCAGAGGUUCAGGCAGCGGCCCCCCCCCAUUACGGCCUCCCAGAAACAGCAAGGGCUUUCUUGCAGGAAUGACGUCGGGAUAUUUCUGCCCACAAGAGGCCCCAACAGCUUCCCGGAAGCUACAGCGCACGUGCGCGAAUGGGCCUCCGCUCUGACGCUAUCCCCUUCACCAUCGGGGUUGGAGUGUCAAGGCCUGGCCGCCUCGCACGUUACACGGGAAGACGCCUCCCACCUUCCGGGAGGCCUCCACACGGGCAGGUGGGCAUGCACGGGUCGUCACCUGGUGUGGGCGGAGGUCAGGCCCACGUGCGGGCACUUUAACCACCUGCCGAUAGUUGGACGGGAGGUACAAGGGUGCGGUUGGCCGGCCCGGGGUCAGCUGGCGUGUUGCACCCGCAGGGUGUGCGUCCACAGCGAUGACCCGUACCACGAGGAUCGCCGCCGUCACCCUCAGGACGUCUGUUACCAGGAUCAGACUGAUGUCUCAAACAUGGCCGGCUUGGGCCGGGUCAACCUGCCGUCAGUCUAUCAUCAUGGAGACGCACCCCAAACAUCGUAG
Molecule: messenger RNA, 2797 nt
Organism: Rhincodon typus (whale shark)
Lineage: Eukaryota; Metazoa; Chordata; Chondrichthyes; Orectolobiformes; Rhincodontidae
Gene: ftsj3
Product: FtsJ RNA 2'-O-methyltransferase 3
Exons: 21
Coding region: 143-2797 (884 amino acids)
Biological process (GO): maturation of 5.8S rRNA from tricistronic rRNA transcript (SSU-rRNA, 5.8S rRNA, LSU-rRNA); rRNA methylation; maturation of LSU-rRNA from tricistronic rRNA transcript (SSU-rRNA, 5.8S rRNA, LSU-rRNA)
Cellular component (GO): preribosome, large subunit precursor; nucleolus; nucleus
Molecular function (GO): rRNA (uridine-2'-O-ribose)-methyltransferase activity; rRNA (guanine) methyltransferase activity
Source: RefSeq, a predicted model, not a curated record